This is a messenger RNA of Herpailurus yagouaroundi (jaguarundi), 4147 nucleotides long. RefSeq names its product protocadherin-19-like. Gene Ontology annotation, molecular function: calcium ion binding. The transcript is spliced from 2 exons. Gene Ontology annotation, cellular component: plasma membrane. Gene Ontology annotation, biological process: homophilic cell-cell adhesion. NCBI's taxonomy places the organism in Eukaryota, Metazoa, Chordata, Mammalia, Carnivora, Felidae. The record is from RefSeq and is a predicted model, not a curated record. The annotation marks the transcript as partial.
UCACCACCUAGCCAAAAUCAAGUGUCAGACACUUAACCAAGGUGCCCCCAAAAAUAUUUUUAUAAUACUUUCUGUCACUAACAGAAUCUAAGAUUAUCAUGCUUUUAAAAUAACUCAUUCUACAUGAAUUAUAAUUUAUUAAGUUAAUUAAGUAAUUAAAUAAAAUGACAGGGUAUUUAAGGAGGGGAAAUCCCAUAUGUGCCAAGAUAAACGGCACUCCACUUAAUAUACUAAUUGUAACCAACAAACUGGUUAACUGUAUCUCAGUUAACUUACUGUAUCAGGGCAAUUACAAUAGCUGCACACUGUGCUGGAACCCAUUUUAUAAAUACGUUUCUUCUCUUUAUGAUAUAUGAAUAGACAAGGCCUGAGGCACCCUUUGUUCACAGAUUAAAAUGUUUUAAAUCAAGAUUUCCUAUCCACCCCCCACCCCGCAGUGAGUUGGUUGAAGAAUAUAGUAUCUGGGAUACAAAGGAUGAAUGUGCUAAGAAGCAAACAUAAAAUAUAGAUAUCUAUCUAACAAAGUAAGCUUAAACUUAAACCCUUUAUCUUAACAAAAUAUUAUGAUUUUUAUUCACUUGAUUUUGUCUUUAUAUUAUCCUGCUAAUAGUCAAGUAGAGUAAUCAAAUCCUAUACCCUUCAGUUUCCUUAUUGGUAAAACCCCUUUCAUUUACUCUCCAAGUCUAUUACUUGGAGAGAAGAGAAUCAAAUUCUAAUACUUUUUUAUUCCUUCUGAAUUUAAUGUGGGUUCACACUGUAAAAGGAUUCAUAACAAAUCAAGAUGCCUCUUCAUUCAACUAUAUUACUAUUUGUACCAGUGUAGCGACAUAGAAACUUUCCUUUGAAAAAUAGUCUCCCUGAGACCUUGUGAUACAGAACACCUUAACAAGCUUUUGCAUCAUCAUUAAUUCCUCACAUACUUGGAAAUAAACAAAUGUAACUAUUAUGAAUUAUAAUUUUAUGAGAAUUUAUCUCCCCUGGUUAGAUUAUGCAAAGGGAAAAUGGAAUUCUUUGAAGUUACACUGAUUAGAAUGUGGGGAGAUCAGUGUAUCCUCCUGCUUUGUGCUCACAAUUACUCUAGCUCAUGCAAUAUAAUGAAGUAACCUUAUAUAUUAUGCAAUUGGAUGGAAUAACAAGGUUUGUAAAAGUUAUAUACACCUUAAAAAAUAGUUUACAUUUGGACCCUUAAAAAAAUAUGCUUUGACUUGAAAAUAUUAAUUUCCCAAUCAAGACGCAGGGUGGCGCUGCAGGCUAAGACUGUGAAUAAAGAGCUGUAAAAAGCUCCGUAUUCCUUUGUUGCAAAAAGGAAUCAAAUACACGGAAGAAGCUUUGCCAGCCAUACUGGGUUACCAGCGAGUUUGGGCUGCGAUAAACGAAUUUAAGAUUAAAGGCAACUUUAUGAGGAUUCUACCAAACAAGAAACCAGAAUUUAGUAUCUCCAGUUUUUUUGUGGUUGCUACGAAGGUUUGGAUGUAAGCGCCCGGACUCCAACAUGAAGACGCCAGAGAGAAUUCAACCAAACAGGCAAGUGGUGGCCUUUAUUUUGAUGGUGUUCUUGUCCCAGGCUUGCCCUGAGCCUAUUCGUUAUUCUGUGAUAGAAGAAACAGAGAGUGGCUCCUUUAUAGCCCAUCUGGCCAAAGAUCUGGGCCUGGGAAUUAGGGAACUGACCGCUAGGUCAGCCCGGGUGGUGUCUGACGAUGACAAGCAGCGCUUGCAACUGGAUCGUCAGACUGGAGAUUUGCUUUUGAGGGAGAAAAUAGACCGGGAAGAACUAUGUGGCUCUGUUGAACCGUGUGUACUGCAUUUCCAAGUGUUGCUGGAAACGCCGGUGCAAUUUUUUGAAGGAGAAUUAUCAAUCCAGGACAUAAAUGACCACUCCCCAGUAUUCCCGACUGGGGAAAUGCUCUUGAAAAUACCGGAGAACAGCCAGCCAGGGACUCUGUUUCCGUUGAAAUUAGCUCAGGAUUUGGAUGUGGGUAGCAAUGGCCUUCAAAAGUACACUAUCAGCCCCAAUUCUUAUUUUCAUGUUCUAACUCGAAAUCAUAGUGAGGCCAAGAAAUACCCAGAUUUGGUGCAGGACAAAGCGCUGGAUCGAGAGGAGCAGCCUGCGUUCAGCUUAACCCUCAUAGCACUGGAUGGUGGAUCUCCACCUAAGUCUGGCACCAUCACAGUGCGAAUCCUGAUCACAGACGUCAAUGACAAUGCUCCAGAGUUUGUGCACACCCCAUAUGAAGUACAGGUCUUGGAAAACAGCUCCUUAGAUUCCCCAGUACUUAGUGUCUCAGCUAAAGAUAUAGAUUCUGGAAACUUCGGGAGUGUUUCCUACGGCUUUUUCCAAGCAUCAGAUGAAAUUAAACAAACUUUCUCAAUUAAUGAAGUCACAGGAGAAAUCCGACUGACAAAGAAAUUGGAUUUUGAACACAUUAAAUCUUACCACGUAGAAAUUGAGGCCAUAGAUGGCGGAGGCCUUUCUGGAAAAGGCACUGUAGUCAUACAUGUGGUGGAUGUGAACGACAAUGCCCCUGAGCUUACAAUAUCUUCACUCACCAACUCCAUCCCAGAAAAUGCUCCUGAGACUGUAGUGUCUAUCUUCAGAAUUCGAGAUAGAGACUCUGGAGACAAUGGCAAGAUGAUUUGCUCUAUUCCAGAUAAUCUGCCGUUCCUUCUGAAACCGACUUUCAAGAAUUUCUACACGCUGGUAACGGAGAGUCCCCUCGACAGAGAGAGCAGAGCCGAAUACAACAUCACUAUCACCGUCACUGACUUGGGGACCCCCAGGCUGAAAACGCAGCACGACCCCUCCCCACAAACAUACCAACUCAUUUCUAAGGAUUCGGUUUCUGCCAUUUCUGAGAACUGCUUGAGGCCGAGUGAACGUGGUUUUGAAAGAUUGUUUAAACGAAGAAUGGAGGCCAGAGUGAUGCCUGAAGUGCAGAAAAGGCAAGUGUUUUUUCUUUGUGUAUUUCUGGGAAUGUCUUGGGCUGGCACAGAACCGCUUCGGUAUUUUGUGGCGGAGGAGACGGAGAGAGAGACCUUUCUGGCCAACCUAGCAAAUGAUCUGGGGUUGGGGGUGGGGGAACUGUCAGCUCGGGGAUCUAGAGUCAUUUCAGAUGAGAACAUACGAUUUUUACUAUUCAAGCCGCUUACUGGUGAUUUACUUCUAAAUGAGAAAUUAGACCGAGAGGAACUGUGUGGGCCCAGAGAGCCGUGUGUGCUACCUUUCCAGUUGUUACUUGAAAAGCCUUUUCAGAUUUUCCGUGCUGAACUAUGGGUCAGAGACAUCAACGAUCAUUCUCCAGUAUUUCUAGAUAGAGAGACUACCUUGAAAAUAUUAGAAAGUACCACUCCAGGGGCAACAUUUCUCCUAGAAAGUGCACAGGAUUCAGAUGUUGGAAUCAACAACCUGAGAAACUACACCAUCAGCUCCAAUGCCUAUUUCCAUAUUAACGUCCGUGAUAGUGGGGAGGGGAAUGUUUAUCCUGAAUUGGUCCUGGAUGCAGUGCUGGAUCGUGAAAAGGUUUCUGAGCUCAAUUUAACCCUCACAGCCUUGGAUGGCGGGUCUCCGCCCAGAUCCGGGACUGCCCUCAUACGCAUCCUGGUUUUGGACAUAAAUGAUAACAUCCCUGAAUUUGUACAGUCCCUCUACAAGGUGCAGGUGCCUGAAGACAGCCCUGUUGGCUCCCUGGUUGUCGCUGUGUCAGCUAGAGAUUUAGAUACCGGAACUAAUGGAGAAAUAGUCUAUGCAUUUUUUUAUGCCACUGAAGUAAUUCUCAAAACAUUUCGAAUCAAUUCAACAUCUGGCAAGCUUUAUCUUAAAGCCGAAUUGAACUACGAGGCAAUACAAACUUAUACAUUAACUAUUCAGGCAAAAGAUGGCGGAGGGCUUUCUGGAAAAUGUACAGUGGUGGUCCAUGUAACAGAUAUAAAUGAUAAUCCACCGGAACUGCUUAUGUCAUCACUUACUAGCCCAAUUGCAGAAAACUCACCUGAGACAGUAGUAGCUGUUUUUAGGAUUAGAGACAGAGAUUCAGGGAACAAUGCAAAGAUGGUGUGCUCCAUCCAAGACCAUCUCCCCUUCGUCCUGAAGCCUUCAGUACAGAAUUUCUACACCCUGGUAACAGAGAGACCCCUGGACAGAGAGAGCCAG